Molecule: messenger RNA, 2682 nt
Organism: Delphinapterus leucas (beluga whale)
Lineage: Eukaryota; Metazoa; Chordata; Mammalia; Artiodactyla; Monodontidae
Gene: ANKRD65
Product: ankyrin repeat domain 65
Molecular function (GO): protein binding
Source: RefSeq, a predicted model, not a curated record
AGGGCCGUCCCGGUCCGGGGGAGUCCGGUGCCACCUCGCGGCCCCUCGGAGCACUGCGCACGGGGCCGCGCGGCACGCACUGGAUUUCCCGGCCGGGACCUGGACGCAGACCCUGAGCUCACCAGCCUGGAGCCACCGAUGGGGGACACGGGGGGAGUUCGGGGGCCUCCGGGAUUUGGAGAGGCCUCUGGGGUCACACCCAGGCUUAGAGCUGCUCCUCCCCGUCGGGGUGGCGGCAGGGUCCGGGACUCCAGGUCGGGGGUGGCAGCAGCGAGCGGAAGCGUCGGGCCAGGCGGGAGCGGGCGGCCGAGGCGAGCACCAGCAGCGGAGGCAGCGAGAGGAAUCCCGACACGAUGAGCGCCGCAGAGCCGCGGUCGGACAGCAGCGCGCGGCACGCAGGGCGGGGCGCCGGGUGGACCUGAGGGCGGGGCGGACGGUCAGGCGGGGCGGUGGGGCCUCAGUUCCGAGACGGGGCCUGGCAGCAGGUGGACGGGGCGGGAGCUAAUCCCGGCUUCGGCUGCCUCUCAAGCUCACCAGCACCCCUCAGACAUGUAGGGAUGCGGGACGAUGACAGCGACAUGCACAGCUUGUUCAAGGGACGCGGUUGGAGACACGCCGGCCGGGACGGCUGCUGAGGCCCCCUGCAAUGCACGCCAAGCCCUGCUGCCCAGCACGUGUGCAUGCACUGGCACACGCAUGUGAAGAUUUCACGAUGGACUCUAGGGUCUCUGAGCCCCGGGAGCAGGACCUGACAGAGGCAGGGGCAGAGCAGGAACUGCGGUGGUUGGAGCUGGGCUCCGAGGAGGCCCCAGGAGCUGGGACAGAGGGGCCCAGCGCCCCACAGGCCUGGGGGCGCCUGCUGCAGGCCGUGUGGAAGGGUCAUGUGGGCCUGGUGACUCAGCUACUGCGGCAAGGGGCCAGUGUGGAGGAGAGGGACCGCGCGGGCAGGACCCCGCUGCAUCUGGCCGUGCUGCGCGGCCACGUGCUGCUGGUGCGUCUCCUGCUGCAGCGCGGGGCCCGGGCCAUAGCUGCAGACCGCGCGGGGCGCACGCCGCUGCACGAGGCCGCCUGGCACGGGCCCUCGCGGGCGGCCGAGCUGCUCCUACAGCGCGGGGCGUCAGCGAACGUGCGCUGUGGGGCCGGCCUCACGCCACUGCACUGGGCCGCCGCGCUGGGCCGCACGUUGCUGGCCAGGCGCCUGCUGGACGCACCGGGCCCGGGCCCUGCGGCGGUGGACGCACACGGCUGGAUGGCGACGCACUGGGCGGCCGCGGGCGGCCGGCUGCCGGUGCUCGAGCUGCUGGCGGCGGGCGGUGGCGCGGGCCUGGACGGCGCCCUGCUCGUGGCGGCCGUGGCCGGGCAGUCGGCAGCGCUGCGCCUCCUCCUGACGCACGGGGCGUGGGUGGACGCCCGGGACGGCACGGGGGCCACAGCGCUGGGUGUCGCUGCCGACCUGGGCCGCCAGCAGGACAUGGAGGUGCUACUUGAGCACGGGGCCGACUCAAGCCUCAAGGACAGGCACGGCCGCUCUGCACUCCACAGGGCUGCUGCCGGUGGACAUCUGCUCGCCGUCCAAUUGCUGGCCGCCUGGGGAGCAGACGUGGACGCUCGGGACACGUUGGGCCUCACCCCCCUGCACCACGCUGCCCGGGGAGGCCACAUGGAGGUCGCCGGCCACCUCCUGGCCAGGGGCGCGAAGGUCGACGCUGCUGGCUGGCUCCACGUGACCCCCCUGCAUCUUGCCGUGGAGCGCGGCCAUGGCUCCACCGCAGAGCUUUUGCUGAGCCGGGGGUCCAGCCCCACCCAGAGGACACAGUGGGGGGAGGUGGCCCAGGAUCUGGGGCCUGCCGUCUGUGGAGAGCAGGAGGUGCCCCAUGGGCCCCAGGGCUGCAGGGCCAGAGCAGGACCAGAGGCUGCAAGCUCCCACGGCCUUCAGGGCGUGCAGGCUCCUCUCUGCUGGUCUGAGGCCGCCUGCCAGGGUGCACGGGAGAACACCCCAGAGGUUCCUGGAGAAGAAGGAAGCAGUGGCUGGAGCCCGAGCAAGAAGCGUGUGGCUGACCUGGAACUAUUCCAGACUCCCAGGGCCACGUCAGCCCUGUAGCUUCAGCCCUGUGCACGCUCUUUGGCGGAGAGGCUGAGUCGUGGCCACAGAACUGACCAAAACCCGAUGGGCUCCUGUUUGUGCGUCCCCCACCGGGGUGUCAGCCUCGGUGCUCCCCCUGGGCACACCGGCACUCUUACUGUGUUUCCUUAGAUUCGGUAUUUGUCUCUUGGCACCCACUCACUAAUGACAGGGCCAGUUGUCCUCCUCUCCCCUGUUGUCCCGACCCAUGCCCUGAACGGCUGCCUUCUCUCACAUGCCCAGCUGACAUCCCCCUGCCCGAAGUCACCCAGGGCCAGGCCUGCCUCUGUGCACCAAGGCCCACUGGAUUAUCAAACAAACCAAUCAGAAGCUGUUUCCCUGCGCUGCCCUGCCUUUCCUGCGGGAACCCCAAUAAAGGCCUGAGCCUCCCCCGGGCCCCUGCUCUUACCACCCGAUCGACACUGCUGUUUCUGCCUGUGUCCCUGUGGGGCGUGGUGUGCCCUCCCCUCAGGACAUGUAAGGCAUAAAAAUCUGCUUUCAGGAGCUUCCCUCGUGGUGCAGUGGUUAGGAAUCCACCUGCCAAUGCAGGGGACACAGCU